Cladocopium goreaui is the source of this 1230-nucleotide messenger RNA. NCBI's taxonomy places the organism in Eukaryota, Dinophyceae, Suessiales, Symbiodiniaceae. The record is from the annotation of a GenBank genome assembly.
GGUGUCAGCUGGUGCCAUAGUUGCCCAACUUCGCCAUGGCCCAGUGGAGCAGGGCUAUGAGCUGCGUGAAUGCCUCACCGGGGCCGUUGCGCAGAGCGACCCAUGUCAAUGGCCCUCGCUGUGUGCCGAAAAUGGGUUUCAAGACUCUUGCAGCAGGCGCCGAAGGUGGGCAGCGCAAGAAGCAACAAUACGUAGAAGUGAAAAUUGAGAAAGCCGAGGGAAUACUUGCAAUUGACAAGAGCUCUCGACUACUACAUUCCUUUUGUGCAAGUGCGUACUACCCAGGCGAAUCGGACGAGGUCUGCAAAUCCAGGAGAACCCGUACGGUCCGUGCAAAGAAGCACAUGGGACGGCCGCGCUCGCCCUAUGAGGACGUUUUUUUCUUUGAGACCAUUUUGUUGCCUUAUGAUCCCAGGCAGCAACUUGUCCACGUCGAUCUCUUUCAAGCAGAAGCUGGAAAACCGUUGAAAAUGCCGGACAGUUUGGUUGGAAGGGCGGUUUUGCAGCUGGCUGAUGGGUUUCUCAAGCACCCGGAAGAGUGGCCGCUGCUGUGUGGCAAUGAAUUCGGCGGACUGGUGACAGUCAGCGUCAAAAUUCUUGCACCAGAGACUCGGGAGGCCAAAAUUAUGGUUCCACAGCUGCUUUCCCCGAGCGAAUUUGCAAAAUCUAAAAUGAUUGGCAAAUUUGACAAAGGGGGGAUUGCUUGCGCUUCGCAACAAAUUGGCGAAAGCUCAAAGUUGUGCCGAGAAGGUGAUUCACCCCCGUCUCCUGUAUGGAAGCCCAUGCUGAACGGCCUUGGCGGCUCAUGUGGAUUGGACUUGCCUGUGCCAUCUGUGCCAUUUCCUUCGACAGCUGAGCUGAACGUGCUGACAACUCAGAUGCCGCAGCUCGCAAGGGCGGCGCCAGCAGUGGCUGCUAUGGUGGCAGAGGCCUUGCGUGCGCCGCCGAUUCCUCCACUGGCACCGAUGUUUGCGCCGAUGUUUGCGGCAGCCACGGCAUCCUAUGCCACCCCUUUUGCCCAGUGGGUUCCGUGCUAUUGAGGCACUUGUGGCACAUGACCAGGAACCUGGUGAACAAUUUGAAGGUGCCCAAACUCUGGGUGGCCGAUAGGUCUGAAAGAUGACACAGUGAGUCCACUUCGAGCUUCCCAAGUGCUGAAACUGGCAAAGGAUUCUUUCUGCUUUAUUUAUUGCAUGAUGUCGAAAUCUUGCCGUAGGAUUCUGGACAAAU